CAACCGAUGACGGACCCUGCAUGCGUGGGUGAGAGCGUCGUGGCGCGCAGCUGCAUGCAGACCGCGCCACAGUGGUCGCCUCGCGUUCAACCCCGGACCACCGCUCUUGGACCGCUGGCCUGGCCCACCGCCGUAGCUGCUGCGGAUUCCUUCAAGAAAGGAGCGUCCUCAAUUACAGCCUCCACCCCGAAUCACUGGCUCCUGCUCUUUCGGGACCGGUUGCGGUGAGCAAUAACGGGGCCUUCAUGGAAUUGCCGUACACUGAACAUUUCCCGCACCCCUGCUCACCCGAAUGGACGGACCUGUGCUGGCACUCGACACAGGAACACAAGGACUGGAGACGUGAGGUUCCCGGGUUCCUCUUUCUGGAGUGCUCUGGAUGCAGCAGGGACAGCGCUGGUGGAGCGGCAUUUACUCAUUCUACGCCCAGCGCCCAUGAUGAUACAGCAACCCAUCGUCCAGCGGAGCCCCGAGGGGAGCCGCGCAAGGAACGCACCGCCUUCAGCCGCAGCCAAGUGGAGACACUCGAGGCGGAGUUCUCGCAACGGAACUACCUGACCCGGCUUCGGCGCUACGAGAUCGCCCUGGCUCUGGACCUCACCGAACGGCAG
Messenger RNA from Dermacentor silvarum, 611 nucleotides. RefSeq names its product homeobox protein lin-39-like. Gene Ontology annotation, biological process: positive regulation of transcription by RNA polymerase II. Gene Ontology annotation, cellular component: nucleus. The record is from RefSeq and is a predicted model, not a curated record. Lineage: Eukaryota; Metazoa; Arthropoda; Arachnida; Ixodida; Ixodidae. Gene Ontology annotation, molecular function: DNA-binding transcription factor activity, RNA polymerase II-specific; RNA polymerase II cis-regulatory region sequence-specific DNA binding. The transcript is spliced from 4 exons. The annotation marks the transcript as partial.